Molecule: messenger RNA, 2100 nt
Organism: Drosophila novamexicana
Lineage: Eukaryota; Metazoa; Arthropoda; Insecta; Diptera; Drosophilidae
Product: facilitated trehalose transporter Tret1
Exons: 6
Coding region: 315-1772 (485 amino acids)
Biological process (GO): transmembrane transport
Cellular component (GO): membrane
Molecular function (GO): transmembrane transporter activity
Source: RefSeq, a predicted model, not a curated record
UCACGUUGUGCAAAUAUAUAUAGUUGUAUACAAAACUGCCACAUCUAACAAGCUGGACGCAGUUGCGGCCCCGGUGACUGGUUUCAGGUUGGGUUCAAAACAUGUUGCGCACAGCGUCAGAUCGCCGUGCAAGUCUCUUAUCGCCCGCGGAAUUAAGAUAAAAAGCUGCUAGAUAUUAGAUAAAUCUGCCAUAAAAGCCGCACUGCAUGCAUUAAAAGCCUCUCAGUUUACAUGCACUUCAGCGCGGUUUUAACAGCAUCUGCACGCAACACGGCUUAAUUGGAUUCCACGAAACACCGCAGGACGAUUUCAAGAUGUGCCUGCCCAAGCGCGUCAGCGGCGACGCCAUACAAAGCUUGACUACAGCCAUUGGUAAUCUGAUUUGCUUUAACUUCGGCCUCAUGUUUGGCAUUACCCCGGCACACAUGACUCUCUACGAGUCGGAGGCACUAACGCCCCUCAACACAGUCACAGAUCCGGCGGGCACCGCCUGGUUAACUGGCUAUCUCUUUCUGAGCGCCGCACUGGGUGCUAUAUUUUCCGGCUGCCUGGCAUUACGCAUCGGUCCCAAGUCCGUGCUACUCUGCUGUGGACUACUUCAGAUUUGCGGCUGGUUUUCCAUACAUUUUGGCUUCGACAUAGUGCACAUCUAUGCCUCGCGCAUGUUUGGGGGCGUGGCAGCUGGUGCAGCAUUCGUAGUGCUACCCAUUUUCAUCAAUGAAAUUGCCGAGACGCGGGAGAAGGCCGCCCGUUUGACCUUUACCAUUGAACUGUGGCGCACAUUGGGCAUACUAUUGGGCUUUGUGGUGGGCUUUUAUGUGUCCUACGAUUAUGUGAAUAUUGUGGGCUGCAUUUUGUCCUGUGCCUUCUCGCUGGUGUUCCCCUUUGCGCAGGAGAGCCCGCAUUACUAUUUGCGCAAGGGCAAUUUGGACAGUUUGGAGAAGUCGCUGCGCUGGUAUCGCGGCAUACGUGAUCUUGAUGACCGCGACCAGCCCGAGUAUCUGCUCGAGCUGGCCGAGUUCAAGGCGGAAAUAAAGGGUCAGGGCCAGGGCAUUGGCUCUGCGCCCUUUUCCCACAGCUAUGUGGUGCGUUUGAUCUGUGUUAGCUUCCUGCUAACGAUUUGCGGCAAGCUGAGCGGCGUCUUUGUGGAGCUCAAUUAUGCCGCCGAUUUCCUGGGCCGUACCGGUUACUCGACGGAGCUGAACUAUGUGCUGCUCGCUGCGGCGCAGUGCGUGGGCGCCCUCUUCGCACGCGUCAUCGGUCCGCAGCUGCCGCGCAAGCUGUUGCUUUGCCUCUCCUCGCUGCUCGCCGCCGUUCCAGUCAUCAUCUUGGCCCUGUUCAAGCAAUUUGGAUCCACUUGGUCUCUGGGCAUCUGGUGUGAGCGUUAUCUGCCCAUCGUUCUGCUCGCCGCUCAGCUGUUCUUUGUCAGCUUUGGUCUCUAUCCCCUGGCUGCUGUCGUCAGCAGCGAAGUGCUGCCCACAAAGCUGCAUGACCUGCUGUACUCGUUGGCCUCGAGCGUCUCCUGGCUGCUGCUCUUCGGCAUGAUUGAGGCUUUCAAUGCAGUCAAGUCAACACUCGGCCCUGGUCUGGUGCUUUACCUGUGGGUCUUUGCAGCCGCUUCGAUAUUUGUGGGCCUUAUUUCGCUGCCUCUGCUGCCGGAGACACGCAACCGUCGUCCGUCGGCCGUGCAACGCGAAAUGGGCUAUGUGGGGCAGGAGGGCGUUGCCAAGGUGGCCAGCGCAAUUAAUGGCCACAUCUCGACUCACAUCUGAAUAAUUAAAGCCAACUGCAAUUAGUGUGUAAGCUUUCGGUACAUAAUAUAAGUAAAGCACAAAUUAAUUUAAAUGAUCCAAAAGACCGUAGCAUGGUAUUUAAUUUGCAGCAUGUUAAUUUAAUCAUGUUAAGUGCCAUCCCAAUUAUUGGCCAAUCUACAUGACAAUUGGCAUAAUUCGCUCUGAUGAAAUUCACAUUCAAUGCGGAACAGCAGGCCAACCAUAAGCCUAUGAUCUUAGCUUAUCUAAUCUUGCCUCACAUUUUUUAUUACAAUGAAUAUGCUAGGCAACUGUGCAGAACUCUUUGCGAUGGCAGUUGCAAAUAGCU